Suillus clintonianus is the source of this 1785-nucleotide messenger RNA. RefSeq names its product membrane transport protein-domain-containing protein. The transcript is spliced from 8 exons. The record is from RefSeq and is a predicted model, not a curated record. Lineage: Eukaryota; Fungi; Basidiomycota; Agaricomycetes; Boletales; Suillaceae. Gene Ontology annotation, cellular component: endoplasmic reticulum; membrane. The coding region runs from base 1 to 1785 and encodes 594 amino acids. Gene Ontology annotation, biological process: transmembrane transport.
AUGGCCGACACCCCCAUCUUGCCGCUUUUGUCUACUGUCUUCCAGUCAAUUCUCGAGGUAUUCCUGCUAUGUCUCGCAGGCUACAUACUCGCAUGGCGCCGUAUCAUUGACAAGCCCACUCAACGCGUAAUAAACCACAUCAACAUAUCCCUAUUCACGCCUGCACUGCUAUUCUCCAAAGUCGCGUUCUUCUUAAGCCCAGCAAAACUCAAGGAGCUAUGGAUUAUUCCAAUCUUCUUUGCAGUCGUCACAGCUUUCUCUGCGCUUGUUGCGGCGCUCCUUUCUAGAAUUUUUGGCCUGAAAAAAUCCCAACGCAACUUCGCUAUGGCUGCUUCAAUGUUCAUGAAUUCGAACUCGCUACCGAUCGCACUCAUGCAGAGCCUCGUGCUCAGCGUGCAUGGCCUCAAAUGGACAAAAGACGACAACAAGAACGCGAUGCUAGGUCGUGCACUCACGUAUCUGGUACUGUAUAGCACUCUCGGAAUGAUGCUUCGCUGGAGCUACGGUGUGCGUUUGCUCUCAUCUGCAGACAUCCCGUCCACACCGACCUCUUCUCAUUCGCCCCCUCAUGUGGCUGGGCCAUACGAUGCCGAAGGAGCCCAAUACGUUGAUCAUGAUGCAUUCCUAACAGAUGAAGAGACGCUUAGCGAGCGCCAUGGUUCGCCCAGGUUGCAGCCCACGAGCCCGUCACACCACUGGCAGACUCAGGUCCAACCCACGAGCCCCUCUCAUCACUGGCAAACUCAAGUGCAUCCUUCAGACGACGACCAAAAUACGGCGUGUGAGAUUCCUACGUUCAUUCCGGAGCCCGCGGGCCAUAUCUAUGGGCAACUGCAACCGCACCCCUCGCCAACGCACCUUCACCUCUCGCCAGCUCGCGCGCUCGACCAGUCAUCGCAUUCACGCUCACCGCACCCACCAAGGGACACAGCUAUAUAUCACUCCUUCCCAAAUUCACCUUCGCGAGAACAGGCGCCUUUGAUUCCAGACAGUGCCACGCCCACAGACUCGGAGGACGAGGCAGAAGAUGAGGCAGAAGUUGCAAGUCCGACUUUGCGACACCAUCGACACCAUAAGAAACCGUACACUAUUCUUCGACACGCCUGGAAGAACACCAAAAAUGCAUGCCACCAUGUCAAUGCGUUCAUGACAAUGCCUCUAUGGGCCUCCCUCCUUAGUCUCAUCGUCGCAUGUAUUCCGCCGCUUCAAUCUGCGCUUGAACGCAUGGAACCUGUUAAAGGCGCGCUUGGUGCUGCAGGCAACUGCAGUAUACCACUGACGCUCGUGGUACUUGGAGCAUACUUCUACUCUGAACCUCCUGAGGAUGACAUGCAAGAUGGAGACCUGACGGACUACGAGACAGACGAGGCGAGGCGGGACCUCGGGCACAACAAGUCUCGCACCUCACUGCUUAGUGCCUUCCAGGAGAUGCUAGCACUAAAACCUGCAUCACAGCCGCAGCCCCAAACGCGUGGGGAAAGCAAGACGGUGUUCGUGGCUGUCCUUGCGAGGAUGGUGGUCGUCCCAGCUGUGAUGCUUCCUGUGAUGGCGAUUUUUGCGAAGCUGGAUAUUCAUGACAUCUUCGCGGACCCCGUGUUUGUGGUGUCAAAUGUACUCUUAAUAGCAAGCCCACCAGCUCUGACGCUCGCGCAGAUAACGCAAGCAGCCUCGAACGACUCAUUUGAGAGGCUAAUAUCGCGGACGAUUUUCUGGUCGUAUUGUGUCGUCACCCCACCAAGCACGAUUUUGGUCGUCGUUCUGGGAUUGUUGAUCGCGAAGCUGUGA